This is a messenger RNA of Suncus etruscus (white-toothed pygmy shrew), 2397 nucleotides long. It is a transcript of the gene ESD, whose product is annotated as esterase D. Gene Ontology annotation, molecular function: S-formylglutathione hydrolase activity. The record is from RefSeq and is a predicted model, not a curated record. Gene Ontology annotation, biological process: formaldehyde catabolic process. NCBI's taxonomy places the organism in Eukaryota, Metazoa, Chordata, Mammalia, Eulipotyphla, Soricidae. The coding region runs from base 93 to 941 and encodes 282 amino acids. Gene Ontology annotation, cellular component: cytosol. The transcript is spliced from 10 exons.
UGCUUCAUUUAUAACCAUGUUGUCUUUUUUUUUUUUUUAGGCUGAUUUACCAUUUGGUGAAGACUAAAAAGUAUUUAACAAUUAGGGGAAGAAUGGCAUUGAAACAGAUUUCCAGCAACAAGUGCUUUGGAGGAGUACAGAAAGUUUUUGAGCAUGACAGUGUUGAACUGAAAUGUAAAAUGAAGUUUGCUAUCUAUUUACCACCAAAAGCAGAAACUGCAAAAUGUCCUGCACUCUAUUGGCUCUCUGGUUUAACUUGCACAGAACAAAAUUUUAUAUCAAAAUCUGGUUAUCAUCAAGCUGCUGCAGAACAUGGACUUGUCGUCAUUGCUCCAGAUACUAGCCCCCGUGGUUGUAAUAUUAAAGGAGAAGAUGAGAGCUGGGACUUUGGCUCGGGUGCUGGAUUUUAUGUGGAUGCUACUGAAAAUCCUUGGAAAAAUAACUAUAGAAUGUAUUCUUAUGUGACAGAGGAGCUCCCCCACCUAAUAAAUGCCAAUUUUCCAGUGGAUCCCCAAAGGAUGUCUAUUUCUGGCCACUCAAUGGGAGGCCAUGGAGCUCUGAUUUGUACUCUGAAGAAUCCUGGGAAAUAUAAAUCUGUUUCAGCAUUUUCUCCAAUUUGCAAUCCAAUGCUCUGUCCUUGGGGCAAAAAAGCCUUUGGUGGAUACUUAGGAACAGAUCAAAGUAAAUGGAAGACGUAUGAUGCUACACAUCUUGUGACAACUUACCCAGAUUCUAAGCUGGACAUACUAAUUGAUCAAGGGAAAGAUGACCAGUUUCUUUCAGAUGGACAAUUACUGCCUGAUAACUUCAUAGCUGCCUGUACAGAAAAGAAAAUCCCUGUGGUUUUUAGAUUACAAGAGGGUUAUGAUCAUAGUUACUACUUCAUUGCAACUUUCAUUACUGAUCAUAUUAGACACCAUGCAAAAUAUCUGAAUGCAUGAAAAACACAGAAUCUCAGAAUCCUAAAAUGGUGCAGAUCUUCUAGUGGAGCAAGCCUAUCAAGAAAAGUAAUGUCUUUUUAUAAAUACCAAAUUGUUUCUUUAAGAACCUGAUGAACAAAUGUAUGAAACAAGACAGGUGGAAUUUGGUUGCUUUCAAAGAAAAACAAAAGAUUUUUCUACUACAGAACACAAAGGUUUUUAAUAUUUGAAUAUUUAAUAAAUAUGCCCAUUGUAUUGUAAUUAAAGGCAAAGUUCUUAAAAAUUCUAAAAAUAAUUAGACUUUAUUAAACAUUUAAAAGCAAAUAGUACAUAUUAGAACUACCUGUAGUAGUCCAGAUUGAAUUAUUAGUGAACACAACACAAAAUAGUCCUAACCAGGCUUAUGUUUUAUGAAAAAGAUUGUUUAUUCACAUUGUUGUAUGUGUUAGUAAUUAUCUCAUAAAGAAAAAUUAUGUUAUCUUAAUAUCUUUGUUCUAGUUGAGCAUAUAGUUAGAGAACUAGUACAAGAUUGAUAGAUUAAAUUUGUUAUCCGAGACGGGCUUAUGUAGUAAUGGGGGCUGACAAAAGAAGUCCAGAAUUCAUUGGACAUAUCAAUUAAUGGGAGAGAAUAUUCACACGCAGGCUGCAACUUAAUGGGCAUAAGCUGAAUCUGUUGUCCAGAAGACAUCUUUUCUCUUUUGUGGAAUAUUCAGUCUUGCUUUGAAAACCUUUUAACUCAUUGAGGCCAACUUCCAAAUUCCCUUCAUAGAAACUCCUAUAUUCAACUUACAAUAUAUCAUUGUAAGAAAGUAGUUGCUUUGGAAAAUCAGAGAAAUGGUAGUGUGGGAAGGGAAGGGACUAAUCUUAAAUGUAGCUGAGUUAGGUUCAAUAACUUGUAUUUAGUAUGAUCCCCUGAGUCCCUCCAGGAGUAAUCCCUGAGCACAGAGCCAGAGUAAGCCCUAAGCCCUCACUGGAUGAGGCCUCCAUAAAAGCAAAAUGAAAAACAGAAAAUAGAAAAUAUUAGCUUUGUCUUUUUAAAAGUUAAGUGCACAAAAGUAUUUUUAAGCUAACUCAUUUAUUGUUUUGUGAUUCAUACCCAGCAGUGCUCAGGGUUUACUCCUGGAUCUGCACUCAGAAAUUACUCCUGGCAAGCUGGGGACCAUAUGAGAUGCUGGGGAUCAGUUGAGGACCAGGCAAACCCCAUCUGCUGUACUGUAGUCCAAUAACUACUGACUUAUAGACAGUGAUAACUAUAAUAAUGUCAUAGUGAGGCCUGAAUGAAUAGAAUGGUGCAUUAUUAAAGAGUACCUGUCUUGCAAGCAUAUAAUAAUGAGUUUAGAUUUCCCAGUGUGACAAACCCAAUCGUGAAAGCUCGCUAUUUGAGCCUGGAAGCUUUGCUGUCUGUGAUCACUGGUGCCUCAAGUAUUUCUCACCACACCAUAGUCUGACAUAUAAGCACCACAAAAGUGUGUGCAAA